AUGCGCUUCCAUGAGGCGACCGAUGGGCAGAGUUCUGCGGAGUGUGAGACACCCAUCGAACAUGACCCAGUAUACAGACCGUUGGCGAAGAGCCAAGAGCUUGAUAUGGAUGGCACUUUUGUUGACUCGGGUGGCUCUUAUGAGACGCACCCGUCCCGCAACUUUAUUGGACGAAGUCUUCUCCUAGACAGGAAUAAAAACUUGACCAGUUUGGCAUCUCUCCUGAGGGAUCGCAAUAACUCUACGAUCGUUAAAGCUUCUCCUACUGAGACCGGCGAUCAUAUUCCUGGAUCAGACAUCAUCUGGAAGAUCCCGUCGAAUUUCGAAUUAGACGCUCCUGGCCCAACAGCCAGGACACAUUCUCUAGAAGUCGAGACAGGAUCCGAACUUAUUAAGAAGAUGAGUGCGAGUGCUGAGAUGAGCGCCUCUUACUUUGGAUUCUCCGCGUCGGCAGAGGCUCAAUACGGCAUGGAGACGUCAGUCGACAGCAGCGCUAUGUAUGGAGUUUAUAGUAUGAAUGAGGACAACUACAGCGUCACAUUGAAGCCCCAUGCCGACACAUACGAGUUUGUCGAUGGCAUGGUUGUUGAUGCUAUCCUUACGCUACCCACAUGGACGAUCGACGAUUCCGCAGUAAUCAAAGCAUACAAAGAGUUUUUUGAAAGUUGGGGCACCCAUUAUAUCAAGAAGCUAAAUUACGGCACACGAUACCAGCUGAAAAUUGAUUCGGGUAGCCAGGAAAAGACCACUCAAGAGUCUUUCAAAGCAUGUGUCAAGGCGGAAUAUAAAAACGUCGUGAGCAUCCAAGGGCGAGUGGCGACUGAGGACGAGCUCAAGGAGUACACAAACUUCCGCCAAUCGGAGUGUGUUGUCAGAGGCGGCGAUCCUGGAGCUGCUGCUAUACUGGCUGAGGAUCCCACAAACAAGGACAAGUUUGAUGCUUGGGCCAAUUCGAGAAAGACAGGGGCCACCGAUGCAAUUAUGAACAUACAGGUAGACAGCAUUUCCCGCCUUCUUGAAAAAAGCCCGGUGGAAAAACACAAACAAGCCGGCAAGCAAAUCAGAGAGGCUACAUCUUUUUUCACUGAUGUUCGAUCCGCUUGGUGCUAUCUAGAAGUAGGUGUUGACAAUGACUAUAUAGAUUUUGGAAGGAUCGAAAUCAGCGCCCCCGAGGCAGAGAUUACAGCGCGGAGACACGGCCAUCCUUCUAUUAUCCAAAACCCGUCAUCCUUGAUCAUGAGAGCAAAAACAAGUGAAUAUAAAUACAUAUGGACGUGCUUUAAACUGAACACCCCAGAUGUGCCAUUACGCGUGAGGUUGUCCUGCAAAAUUCGUGGAAACGUCAAUAUGCCACCCGGACAAACACCUUUCGGCUGGGCACGUCUUAACUGCUGGUUUAAUAAGUACAGUGCUGAUCAUAGCGGCUACUACUCAUGUAUGAGGGCUUGCUCAGUGCCGGAUUGUCGGGAUUAUCAGGGAACUCUGCCAUCUAUAAUGGCAACAGGAGAUUUCCCUGCAAGCUGGCCUUGA
Aspergillus tanneri is the source of this 1530-nucleotide messenger RNA. RefSeq lists its product as uncharacterized. The transcript has 2 exons. Lineage: Eukaryota; Fungi; Ascomycota; Eurotiomycetes; Eurotiales; Aspergillaceae. The coding region runs from base 1 to 1530 and encodes 509 amino acids. The record is from RefSeq and is a predicted model, not a curated record.